AUGGCUGGCUCCUGGAAGGGCAAAUGGGGUGGAGCUUGGGGCGGCGGCGCUUGGAACGAAGAUUGGCAAGGCAGCCGCCCUUGGAAGGGCUCCGGUGGAAAAAAAGGCAAGGGCAAGUGGGGUGGAGCCGAGGAGGCCGCCGACGCUGGCGAAGGGGCAGGACUGCAAUCCACCCACAGGAUUCUGAGCCGAUACCAACUCAGCAAAGCGAUCCUGAAGACGGCAGCGGAUGUAGAUGGCAGCGCUUUUGUGAAAGACAGCAAGCACAAAGUGGAUGAUUUCACUUUCCUAUCCAAGAAGCAUCUUCGGCGGACCUUGUCUGCAGAAAACCAUCACCUUCUCCGACGUCCCGGGGUCGGGCUGAGUGAGGCAGCUGGAUCCAUCGCUGCCGGAGCGGACGUCUUGGCGAAAAUGGACAAGGUUGCAUGGGAGAAGUUGGCCACGGUCCUGGGCGGCCUCCGGGGCGAGCUGCAGGCUCUGAACACAUUGGAUGCCAGCGUGGACCGCUCCGAAGAGAUUUUGGUCGCCGCAUUGACCAGCUUGCGGAGCAGCCUGACAGGCCCUGACGUUGAGGAAGUGGCAAUACAGGCCGCCAUCGCCGGCAGCCGCCUCUUCUUGAUGAGCGCGCAUCUGUUGCCGCUGGCGGCCGCGCUUGGCGACCCAAGUUGGUGGGGCGGCCACGUGCCGGACACUCUGUCGGACCACAAGCGCUUCGCGGCCUGGAAGCGAGACCCCGGGGACAGCGACAAGAUGCUCCGCGCCAUGGCGGCUUUGCUCCUGGAGAAGAUCGAAGAAUCCACGACCGGCAAGAACGACCCCACAGCCCUGUUUGCCCGCAAGGCCCCGGCCGCCAAGAUGCCCUCGACGGACUCUGGUAGCUCGGAGCCAAAAAAGAAAACAAAAAAGGAUCGCAAGGGCAAAAAGGACAAGAAGGCCGAGAAAAAGGCCAAGAAGAAGGCGGCGAAGAAGCGCAAGGCAUCUUCCAGCUCUACCAGCAGCUCUUCUCCCAAGAAGCCCGGGCGAGCCAAGGCCCCCAAGGGCGGGACCGUGAAAGUGCGGCGGGUCACUGCAUCGCACGCUGGAAAGGCCAUUGUGAAAGAGGACGACUUGUACGACGAGCUGCCUCAAGACGGCGCCACGACCGUCCAAGCGGCCCUGGAGAAGCUCUUCGCCGCUCAGUCCUCCGUCGAAGAGCUGGCCAAUUGGUCUGUGCAGUCUUUGGCAGAGGACGGCACCUUGCAGCCGGCCGAUACAUCUGUGACCACGGACGUUUGUGGAGAUUUGGCCUUGCUGCGCAAAGGCGGCUGA
Molecule: messenger RNA, 1308 nt
Organism: Durusdinium trenchii
Lineage: Eukaryota; Dinophyceae; Suessiales; Symbiodiniaceae
Source: the annotation of a GenBank genome assembly